Molecule: messenger RNA, 4105 nt
Organism: Clarias gariepinus (North African catfish)
Lineage: Eukaryota; Metazoa; Chordata; Actinopteri; Siluriformes; Clariidae
Product: sodium- and chloride-dependent GABA transporter 2-like
Exons: 16
Coding region: 163-2040 (625 amino acids)
Biological process (GO): sodium ion transmembrane transport
Cellular component (GO): membrane
Source: RefSeq, a predicted model, not a curated record
AUCCUCUCGCGCGCGGCGUUUCCUCCCCCACUGAACUUAUUCCAGUGGCAUUUUGCUCUUUAAGAAUUUCGCCGAAUUUGUUUCCACAGAGACCGCGAGCAGCCCUCUAGGAACUACAGCGGAGAUCUCUGUGUGAGUGUGUGUGACAGAAAGAUAGUAAUUAUGCCAGAGGCCAGAGGACCAAACACUGUGAUUGAGCCUGCUGAGGACCCUCAGAUAUGGGGCGAGAAAAGCAAAGGAACAGAAACCGAGCAGAGAGAGAAGUGGGCCAACAAGACCGAGUUUCUGCUCUCCAUGGCUGGCGAAAUCAUUGGCCUGGGCAAUGUGUGGCGCUUUCCUUAUCUCUGCUACAAGAACGGAGGAGGUGUAUUCUUCAUCCCUUACUUUGUCUUCCUCAUCUUCUGUGGCAUCCCUGUCUUUUUCCUGGAGACUUCAUUGGGUCAGUACACCAGUGAAGGCGGGAUCACUGCCUGGAGGAAGAUAUGUCCUAUGUUCGAAGGAAUUGGCAUUGCAUCUCAAGUAAUUGUGGUUUACCUGAACAUCUACUACAUUGUGGUUCUGGCCUGGGCAGUCUUCUACCUCUUCAGCUGUUUCCAAACCGCACUGCCGUGGAUGACCUGUGAUCAUGAAUGGAACACAGCAUCGUGCUACACACAUAACAAAAGCUUGCUGCAGUCUGGCCUGCAAAGGUCCUCCCUGAGCAAUGAUACAUACAAUAACAGCAACAUUUUAAACAUCUCUGCAGCUGUUGUCUCUCCAGAGGAGGAAUUCUGGCUUCAUCGCGUGCAGCGGAUAUCCAGUGAUGAUUUCCUGGGCCUACCACAUUACGACCUGACACUUUGUCUCUUGCUGGUCUGGAUUAUCUGUUACUUUUGCAUCUGGAAAGGAGUCAAGACCACAGGCAAGGUGGUCUACUUCACAGCCACGUUCCCAUACGUCAUGCUGCUGAUUCUGUUUUUUCGAGGAGUCACUCUACCUGGCGCUGGGGCAGGAAUCAGCUAUUACCUGUACCCAGAUAUCUCCAAACUCGCCAAUCCUGAUGUUUGGUGUGACGCGGGGACACAAGUGUUUUUUUCCUAUGCUGUGUGUCAGGGUGUCCUCACUGCUUUGGGAAGCUAUAACAAAUACAACAAUGACUGCUACAAAGACUGCAUCGCUCUCUGUGCUCUAAAUAGUGGAACAAGCAUUUUUGCAGGCUUCGCCGUGUUUUCUAUCCUGGGCUACAUGUCUCAUGAGCUGUCCUUACCUAUGGAGGAAAUAGUGAGAUCAGGUCCAGGACUGGCGUUUAUAGCGUAUCCCAAAGCCCUGUCUCUCCUCCCAGGCCCACAGUUCUGGUCUGUCCUCUUCUUCAUGAUGGUCCUCUUUCUUGGACUGGACAGCCAGUUUGUGUGUGUGGAAAGUCUAGCCACAGCGCUCACCGAUGUUUUCCCUGAAAUUCUAAGAAAGCCAAAGCGCAGGGAGAUUCUGGUGUUGCUCAUUGCUGUGGUUUGCUUCCUAUUGGGCCUUCCUCUCGUCACUCAGGGUGGACUCCAUCUCUUUAAGCUGAUAGACACAUACGGCCCCAGUGGAACUAACCUGCUCCUCAUCGCCUGCUUUGAGACACUUGUUAUUGCUUGGGUGUAUGGUGCGGACCGUUUUUUUGAUAACAUCGAAGACAUGAUCGGAUAUUCCCCCAUGCCUGUGCUGAAGUAUUGCUGGCUCUUCAUCACCCCGUUCAUUUGUGCAGCCACUCUUUUGUAUGAUCUGAUCAUCAGUCCACCACUCAGUGCUUCAAAAGACUUUGUACCCAGCUGGGGUUCCACAGUUGCUGCCCUGCUCACUCUCACACCAAUGAUCUGCAUCCCUAUCUUUAUUCUGGUCGCUCUCAAAAAGGGUCGUGACCUGAUUGUACCCUCUGCUGACCUGCAACAACGCAGCCCAAACAAGCCUCGGCUAACACUGUGUGAGCGUGUCAUCAUUAAGGAACAGAAGCUUUCUCACACAGAGGAAGACAAAAGUGUUGAAGAAAAAGCUCUGAAAGAGGACACCACGAACAUGUGAGGUGAAAUAUCAGCAGUGAGUCUUUGACCUCAUACUCGCUGGAUGGAUACAGAAACCUCUUGCCAUGAAACCUCAGCUACAGUAUAAUUCACAAAUGGAAUAAACUGUUGUGUAAGAUUCUGGUUAUUUCCACAUUUCUUUUUAUAAACAAUAUAAGAUCAUAUAAUAACUGUAUUUUUGGGGUAAAGAAUGAUAUAAAGUGGAUCUACUAUUUCCACUGCUAGCACUGCUGAUCUAGUAUAAUACAGUUACCCUGCUGUCAUAUUUUAUCUCACGGGAAUCAUCAGUAUAAAUCAUAUAAUCAAUAUAAAUUAUGACUGAGCCAACAUUGAGUGUUGUCAAGUUUAGUCAUGUAUAGUUUUGUAGACCAAUAUGCCAUAAUUAAAAAAUUAUGAAUUUUUAUUUGUAUUUAACCAGAAUUAGUAAGAGCUGUCUAAAACUUUUUAUUCCUAGAUCUAUUAUUUCAUUUAUAUUUAAAGUUUCUACAUCUAAGCAGCACUGCUGUACAGAAUUACAUGUACAAUUCUAAUUACAGUAUUGUGAAUUUAAAUUUUGUGUAAAGGUCAAACAGCUGGCCUUUUUUAGUAAUGUUUUUCUUUUAAAUAAUCCAAUUAUUUCCAACACUAUUGUGUUGGGAAUUUUCUCUCUCUCUCUCUCUCUCUCUCUCUCUCUCUCUCUCGCGGUGUUUUUACAUUUGAAACUAUUAUGUGUGGCAUAUGUUUGUAUGUUCUUUCAUUAUUUUUAUGGGUUUCUUCUGCGUUCUUUAAUCUUGUCCACUGUCCAAAGAUGUGUCUGUAGGUUGCCUUAAAUUUCCAGAGUACAGUAUGAUGAAAAUAAAGUGGUUACUGAAAAAGAAUGAAUGACUGAACUUUAUCUUUAAAGUGACUUUUAAUUGGACAUGUACAACAUUUCUAUAGCCUUUUAAUUUCCAUAGCAUACAUUCAAACCAGCAUGUUAAAAAUCUGAACUGUUUAUUAAACUGUAUUAACAAACCCAAAUUGGUAACUAAAAAACGUAUUCUGUUUGAGAAAAAAAACUUUCAUUUGGUGCGAGGACACUUAAAUGUUUUGCUUUAUAUCUCUAUUUAAUAGGGUUGAAGGUAAGACUAAUUAAAAAGCUGAGGCAUUUAUUUGAAAAAAGAAACCUCACAAAUACUAACAAAGUACAGUACACAUGCUGUAUAUUAUUAGAGCAUGGGUUUGAUGAUGAUUAUAAUGAUGAUGGUGAUGAUGAUUAUUAUUAUUAUUAUUAUUAUUAUUAUAUCUUUUGGUUGGUCCAUAGGGUUCAUUUUAUGUAUUUGGUCCAAAGAUUUCUGGUAAAUAAUAAAAAGAAAAAAUCUUGCUGAUAUCAUAUCAGAAUCACAUUACCUGUUUUUGAUUAACCACUGCAUACAUAUAAAUUAGGUAGUUCAUAUUCUCUAGUUAAUGCAGAUGUUUAAGUUUUUUUAGUUUUAUAAAAUAUUUAGUUUUUAAAAUGUCAUCAGUCUUGGUUAUCCUAGAUGCCAUGUACUCCAGGAGAGGGCAGUCUUUAACCCUUUAACAGACACAAAAAAAUACCAAAAUAAAUUUAUUUCUAACUGAAUCACAACAAUACAUUAUUAUUAUUAUUAUUAUUAUUAUUAUUAUUAUUAUAAUAAUAAUAAUAAUAAUAAUAAUAAGACUAUUAUCUUUUAUAAGACUAUUAUCUUUUAUAAGAGAAUUGCCAGAUUCAAAAAGUUUAAAUAUCCUACUUAAGCUUUCCCCCAUAGUUCUUAUUUAUUUAUAACCAGUUGUUGCUGGGUUUGUAAACCUGCCUAAUUUGUCAAUUUUCCAUUUUUUACAUAAAGGAAAUAAGCCCUAAGGACUGUGUGAUUCAUGACUGUGGGUUUCUCUGUUUCUUGAUCCAUUUUCUGUCUAUUGUAAUUUUGAUAAUUGUUAAACAAGUAAUAAAACAUAAUCAAAUGUUAGACUUAUUCUACUGUAUGGUCUUUUAUGUAGCACCAUUGUCCUGAAGAAAUGUUGUAUUGUUUCAAUGUGUACUGUACUACUGUUUACGGUUAAAAUGACAAUAAAAGCCUUUGACUUGA